Molecule: messenger RNA, 1464 nt
Organism: Mesocestoides corti
Lineage: Eukaryota; Metazoa; Platyhelminthes; Cestoda; Cyclophyllidea; Mesocestoididae
Source: the annotation of a GenBank genome assembly
AUGCUGUCUUUUAGCUUCGUGUUAUUCAUCAUAUCUGGUGUGUUCAGUUUUAAGGACGUAGAUUUGUCUACUUGCACUGUAACCAAAGGUUGUUUGCGACCUCCUGUUUGCGCAGACAACCUCUGUGAAUAUGGUGCCACUUGGCGACUUGUGGAGCAGGAACAAAUUCAAUAUAUCGAGUUCGAGCUAUUUGGUGAUAUAAAGUCGAGCAGUGGAUUCAUCUCAUUGGUUUUUUCCAAGGAUCCAUAUUUCACAUUCAAAAUGCUCGAUCCUAGUUACACCAUUGAGCAGGUGGUGCGGCGUGUCGAUUUUUCUGGUGGUGAUGGCUUUGUCGGUUGCUAUUAUGAUACCGUUGAUUUCAAGACGGUUGUUCGUGCUGGCUACAGGCCAGAAGCCAGCGAUUCCAACCAUCUUUACAAUCCUGCUGACGACGAGAAACUGUUGAUUACUACUGGAGAUGAUCUUGGCAGCUCCUAUGUAGACGCACAGCACUACCUCCAGUGUCGAUUCCGUCGCCGCGUCACCCCCGUUAAGAUGGCCAACCAGCUUAAGGACCUGGCACCCCCAAAUGCCUAUUAUCUAAUAAUCCAGCGCGGUUCCGAUCCCUUGAGGACUAGCUUCGGCCAGCUGUUCCCUGGCGGUGAGGCUACCUCCAAUGAAAGCGCUAUCAUCACGUCACCUCUUUAUGAUCUGACCAUUGACGACACCCUGAUGCACGCUCCCGGCGUGGUGAAAGCCCACGGGGCCAUGAUGGUGUUGGCGUGGGUGUUCUGCUCCUCAGUGGGCGUCAUCAUCUCGCGCUACUACAAGGACAUGUGGCCCAACUCCGGCCUCCUUGGUGAGCGUGUCUGGUUCCAGGUACACCGCAUCCUCAUGGGCCUCUGUGUGGGUCUGACGUGCUUGGCGGUCAUUCUCGCCUUCAUCUUCUGCCAGGGCUACUCCAGACUGAGAAUCUACCCCGACUACAUCCACCCCAUUCUGGGGCUAAUUGUCCUCUGUCUAGCUGUUAUAAACCCCUUCAUAACCUUCUGUCGACCGCAUCCGAUGCACAAGAACCGCCCCUACUUCAACUGGACCCACUUCAUCAUCGGCACCCUGGCCCACGUGCUCUCCAUCCCCACGAUAAUGCUCGGCCUUAGGAUGCCCGCUGCGGGAGUUCAGCUUCGCAGCCUCAACUACCCCCUCUGGAUCCUCAUCUUCUUUGUCAUCUUCCAGUUCUGCGUGGAACUCACCCUUGAAAUCCACGGAUGUCUUCAUUACAGGCGCAAUAAGCAGAAAAAGCUGACCUACAGAAACGAAGUCGAGCAGUACCAGAACGCAGUUCGCGUGGGUGGCGUCCCCAUCCCUCGGCCCGUGGAACCAGAACCGUCUGGUCGCAUUUUCAAGCACUUUAUGAUCAGCCUCCACGCCACAGUCGCGGCAAUUGUCGCUGUUGUGCUGAUAAUCGUCAUCGCCGUCAACUAA